AGGUAUAAGCGGGCAAGGCAUUGGUUUCCAAGACUCGGAGAACCAAGUAUGGUACAUGCUGUUCAUAGUAUUCGUGCCAUACGCCAUGCUGCCUCUCUCCCUAAUCUGGUGUAUAGUCAUUGGGAUGCUGUCAUUCCUAUCACAUAUCCUCGCGACGGCGCUGGUCAUCAAGGAACGUAUGGACGAUACUAGGAAAGCAGUCAAUUGCAGCAUUAAUUCUUACACGUGCAGUCUUCGUCUAAUUAUCGGCAAUGCAUUGUUAUACAUAGCUGUAAACUUUGCUGGAAUGUAUGCCAAGUCACUGGCGGAUUGGGGACAGAGGAAAGCGUUUCUGGAGACCAGGAGAUCCAUGGUCACGAGGGAGAGGACUAAAAGGGAGAGUGAUAGGCAGUGGAAGCUGUUUCAAAGCGUUAUACCAGACUUCCUGGCGAAGGAGAUCUACGGUCACGUGAACAAAGUGAAAGGAGAGUUCCAAGAGCAGCAGUUCAAUAACCUUUACAUACAGCAGCAUCAUGACGUCUCCAUACUGUACGCUGACAUCAAAGGAUUUACUGAACUAUCAAGUAAAUGCAGUGCGCAAGAGUUGGUGAAACUACUAAAUGAGCUGUUCGCCCGCUUCGACAGGUUGGCAUCGGAGAACCACUGCCUCCGUAUCAAGUUACUUGGUGACUGCUACUUCUGUGUGAGUGGAUUACCAGACCGUCGCGAGGACCACGCCCACUGCUGCGUCAACAUGGGGCUGCACAUGAUACGAGCCAUCCGCGACGUACGGUAUAAUGCACAGGUGGAUUUGGACAUGCGCAUCGGGAUCCACAGCGGCAAAGUCUUGUGUGGGGUGCUGGGCCUUCUCAAGUGGCAGUUUGACCUGUGGUCGCACGACGUCACUCUCGCUAAUCACAUGGAGAGUGGCGGUCUACCUGGUCGUGUGCACAUAUCGUCGUCGACGCUGGAGUGUUUGAACGGUGCGUUCGAAGUGGAGCCAGGGGACGGCGGGAGUCGGGACCCGUACCUGAGGGAACACAAUCCUGUCACCUACCUCAUCAAGAGUACAGAACAGCCUCGGCGCAUGCGACAUCGGUCUAGGACUAGUGUACCGCAACAGCCGCAAACGAACUGGGAGUCCACACCGCGACGGCCAAGCAGCUCUAUUGAUGAUGAGAUGACAGCUGAUUGGACACCUGAGAUGCCCUUUCAAAAUUAUUACGUAAGUAGUGCAGCAAGAGUAGCGAGGGCCUUCAACAGAAACUGUGACGAUAAUAAACAAGACCCGGAAAUUGAUGACGUGCCUCCACUCGAAGAUGUCGAGGAAGACGACAUAAUAAAUCACUCUAUAGAAGUGAAGUCUAACCGUCGUAUGCGCGUGAGCAACAUGCACGGAUGGUCGCUCAAGUUCAGACGGCCCUCAUUGGAGGAGAAGUUCGGGCAGGUGGAUGAGAAGACAUUCAAGUCUAAUGUUAUGUGCUGUCUAGUGCUCUGGCUAUUUAUAGUCGCUGUCCAGAGCUUGGUGCAUUACAAUUGUCACUACCUGGUAAUAAUUCUAGCAGCAAUGACGGUUCCGUUCACCCUCUCCUUCGUGCUGGUGAUGCUUGAAGAGUUCCCUGGAGUCUUACCACGACUUUCUAAGAUCUCUGCAUACCUCAGCUCCACACGGACUAUCAAGAAUAUUCACAUCUGCUGCUUUAUCACUGCCAUGUCUUUAUCCAGCACAAUAAAACUGUACGUGUGCCCGCCGUCAUUUGUUCCCGAAUCGGUGAUCGACGCAGCUACCACGAAUGUAUCGUGCAACAUAACAGACAUCCUUGCCACCGAAUUGAAAGAUCCCGAUGAGUGCUACCGACCGGAGUACGUGGUGUUCACGUGGGUGCUGUGCCUGGUGGCGCUGACCUCAGUCCUGAAGCUGUACUACUUGAUCAAGACUCUGCUGGCCACCGUCAACGUCUUGAUGUACUGCAUCCUGCUACUCCGGUUCUACAACUACAAGAACUAUAACCAAAGCACGCACACCACGUUACCAGCCUACGUACAAAUGCUGAUCUUGAUGGCAGUGUUCCUUGUAGUGGUGAUAUACCACGGGCGGUUGGUGGAAGUCACGUCACGACUCGACUUCAUAUGGAAACUGCAGGCGGAGACGGACCUGGAUGAAAUGGAAGAUACGCAGAAAACGAACAGACAUCUCCUUAAACAUAUCCUGCCGGAUCACGUCGUUGUACACUUCUUGAGUAGAGAUUGGUGUCCGGAUGAGCUAUAUUCCCAGUGGCGCGAUGAGGUGGGCGUCAUGUUCGCCGGCAUCCCCAACUUUGACGAGUUCUACUCCGAAGAGAAGGCUGUGGAGUGCAUGCGAGUUCUCAACGAGAUCAUUUUUGACUUUGAUAAGUUGCUGAUGCAGCAACGUUUCAAAAGUAUUGAGAAGAUCAAGACCAUCGCAGCUACCUAUAUGGCUGCCUCUGGACUCAACCCUAAUCACAAUAAGACCGGCGAGGACAACUGUGAACAUCUGUGCGCGCUGGUCGACUAUGCUUUCGCUUUAAGAGAAGCUCUUGAAGACAUCAGCAAACAUAGCUUCUACAAGUUCCGAUUAAGAGUUGGUAUAAGUUGCGGUCCCCUGGUGGGUGGAGUGAUAGGCGCUCGGAAGCCGGUGUAUGACAUCUGGGGCAACACCGUCAAUGAGGCGUCGCGGAUGGAGACAACAGGCGCCAUGGACAAGAUACAAGUCACCAAGUAUACUAAGCAGCUAUUAGAGCUCCGCGGCUAUGCGUUGGAGCGUCGUGGCGCGGUGGAAGUGAAGGGCAAGGGUCGUAUGGAGACAUGGUGGGUGACGAGGACACGCGGCGCGCCGGCACCCGCGCGCCCCUCCCCCGCGGCGCCCGCACCCCCGCGCUCGCUGGCCGCCCUCGUCUACACCAUGCUGCAGGCUCGCAAGAGGAUAUACACGCAUCCACUUGACACUGCUGCUAUGUCGAAACGUGGCGGUAGUGUGCGGACAAGUCGGGCAGACACGGCUCCAGGAGGAUCAGCCAGACGCUCAGAGCUACGAAGAGCACGGACAAGACAUGCAAGGUCAACUGGCAACGAGUUGGAGCUGGGGGCAAUCAGGCCUCAUUCAAGUAGCCUAGUGGUACGUCGAGUGGACAUGUCGGUGGCGCCACCGGCGUCACUGUCGGCCCCGCACACGCCGACGGGCGCGGCGCACCCACACGGGCCCCACGACCCACAUACACCGCAUUCGCUGCCACCACGGGAUAAACAGACUAAGCUGGGAUUAGGAGCUCGACUAAAAGCUGCAAGCUUCUCAUCGAGAACCCGACCUAGGGAUAGAUCGCCAAACAUUCGAGAACAACCGCACGAAGGCUCGGGUGCGUCCAUUGGUAACGGAACACCUGGGUCUUUCCGCAUACGAUCUAUCACAAAUGCCUCAAUAUUCAAGAGUAGAAACAAAGAGAAACGCAGCAAAGAGCAACUAGAUGGAGAAAGCAAGGAGAACGGAGAUGCAGUAUCGACUAGGAUGUAACUAAAUGUGAUGACCCUAUUU
Messenger RNA from Spodoptera exigua (beet armyworm), 3529 nucleotides. Lineage: Eukaryota; Metazoa; Arthropoda; Insecta; Lepidoptera; Noctuidae. The record is from the annotation of a GenBank genome assembly.